AUGGACUUGAGUCAACUACAGGCUGAAUACCGGGAUCUUCUUAACUAUUCGAAAGAACUAAGUGUUAAUGAAAAUGGAGAUGCUGUUACGUUAAAAAUCGCCCUUAAACAAGCCAAUGAGGCCCACACUAAGGCUCUUAACAGAAUAGCUUAUUUGGAGACAGAAUACAGUGAUGUUGUUCCUAAAAAGGAGUUCGAAGAAAUUCAAAAUGAACUUAAUGAGACAGAAGCCCUAUUUAGGAAAUUGCAGGAGCGACUCAAUCAGCUUGAAGCAGAGCUUGCAUCGAAAAGGGAUGAAAUGUUGAGCUUAUUAAGUGAGAGGGAUGAGUUGAAUGAAACUCUUGAAUCUCUGCAGAGAGUGUCUACACCACGUCCAGAAUGGCCACGAGUUGCCAAUUUGGUUCCCGGAGGCCGUAAACGGUGGCAACAACUCACUACAGGAAUGAGUUCAAAGGAGAAGCUAGUAAUUUUCUCUUCUGAAUUGACUGGUGGUGGUCCACAGGCUUCUCUCCUACAAUCACAGAUCGGUGGUCUGAGCUCCGAGGAAGGUCAAAAGAAAAUUCCUAAAUUCCUUGAAGGAUGUCUUCCAAUGACCCCUCAUAUCAAACCAAAACGUGAUCUUCUCUUACUUCUUGAAGAUAUAUGGCUAGGAAGACAGAAACAACUAGCUGAAUACUUGAAAGAUCUUGGAAAGGGUAAGCGUCCAAAACUGCCCAAGUUCAAUGAGUUCCUGAGCAAAUACCUGAAGAAUGCAUUUGGAGUGGAGAAUAUGCGUAAAGAAUGGUCGCUUUCCAUCUACCUAGCCGGUAGCCUGAUGACGGAGUGUGGGGAUAUUGUGCGUUUCCGGAAAAUAAUUGAUAAUGAGGUGGAGUCUCAAUUAAAAUUUGAACUUUUACAUGAUUUUAAGGAUCUCGACGAUUAUCUCAACGUUGACGAAGCCUAUCACUGGUAUCUACGUUCUCUAACCGGACGACUUUUCAACCAAUUACGUGAGUUAGCAAACGCUAUAGCCAUCGCCCUUACGAUGUCUGAAGAGCCCACGGAAGUUAAACAUACUCAACACGAAGCUCAGAAUACGGAAUCUCAACCCAAGAGCACUGGAUGUCGUCUCACCACGUACCAGCUGAGUCUUGUUCUAGCUAAAUUACUUGACUGCGAACCACAAAAUCCCUCUGUUAUACGAUUGGUGCAGGCUGCUCUGGUUGGUAAUAAUGAAGAAUGGGAAGACGAGGGGUCGUACGCCAUGGCAGCUAUUCCCAUGGAUGACGUAGUUUGUCUGGAGGAACUAUUCCACCAGGCUCCUGGUGAACCAUUACCUCAUUUCGCCCAGUCUUUAGUGUGCUACCUCGAACAAGGUCGAAAGGCAAUCAUAGACCACAUUAUCGUGGAAAUCCAGAGGCAGAAAUCAAGUGAUGGAGCCCCGAUGAUGGUGACUCCAAAUGAUGUACUCGAAGCUAUGAAAAUUGUUCGGCCUGAACUUGAAUCCAUCAUUGGCUCUUCACCAAAUUGUUUCUUCUUGCUUGAAAAACGUCAAGAGUCCGACAAGGGGAAAGGGACUCCCAGGGGUGACGAAUAUGACCUUACAAUUUGUGACCUUGAUGAGACGUGCGCUACUAGGGAAGAGCAGGCAUUGGCUUGGUCGCGAUGUACGACUGCCAAUGAGGAGGGAAGGAAUUACCUGGUUUCAACUGUUCAUUGGCUCUUUCAGAAGGAUGAGUCAAAUGGGCCAGUGAAUGAGAAGGAAAUGUCAUUGGAAGUCAUUGAACGACGCUUGCGGGGCGCAAAUAUCAAGCCCUACAACAAGCUUAAUGCAGUUACCUGA
Molecule: messenger RNA, 1821 nt
Organism: Rodentolepis nana
Lineage: Eukaryota; Metazoa; Platyhelminthes; Cestoda; Cyclophyllidea; Hymenolepididae
Source: the annotation of a GenBank genome assembly